Molecule: messenger RNA, 4443 nt
Organism: Thunnus maccoyii (southern bluefin tuna)
Lineage: Eukaryota; Metazoa; Chordata; Actinopteri; Scombriformes; Scombridae
Gene: ranbp9
Product: RAN binding protein 9
Exons: 14
Coding region: 383-2188 (601 amino acids)
Biological process (GO): cell surface receptor signaling pathway; cytoskeleton organization
Cellular component (GO): cytoplasm
Molecular function (GO): protein binding
Source: RefSeq, a predicted model, not a curated record
GAGCUGCUCUCAGCCAAUCAGAAUCGCGGAUCACGCUCCGACAACAAACAAAAGAUCGAGGUUAGCAGAGCUGGUUAUACUUUGUCCCCCAGCAACAACGACCCGCUCCUCUGUCUUUUAACUACUUUAUUCCGAACCUGUGCGACAGACAGCCUUCUUCUAGUGUCUCUAUUUAUGGCUUUGUGUCGGCUGAUGUCAACCUGAGACAUUUCAGCGAUCGCUUUGCCUUCGCUGGCCAAGCUAACCGCGUUAGCUGCUCGGCUAGCUGUGCUAACCCUCCUCUUCCUCUCUCCUCUCCCUCUUUAAAAACUUGACACUGACUGACACAAGUGGCGCUGGCUUGUUGCUGACAAGCCACUUUACUGAAACUCGUGUCAUAGCCAUGUCUGGACAGUCGUCAGGCUGUGGGUUUCUGAUGUCGGUUGUUGUCCACGGAGACUCGGCUCUGAACGAGCAGGAAAAGGAGCUCAACCAGCGGCUCCGGCGGCUCUAUCCAGCCGUUAAUGAGAACGAGACUCCGCUUCCUCGCUCCUGGAGCCCGAAGGACAAGUUCAGCUAUAUCGGGCUCUCACAGAACAAUCUCCGUGUUCACUAUAAAGGUCAUGGCAAAACCCCUAAAGAUGCAGCGUCUGUACGGGCCACUCACCCAAUCCCAGCCGCCUGCGGGGUCUACUACUUCGAGGUUAAGAUCAUCAGCAAAGGCCGAGAUGGGUACAUGGGCAUCGGCCUGUCAGCUCAGGGUGUAAACAUGAACAGACUCCCCGGUUGGGACAAGCACUCGUAUGGUUACCACGGAGACGACGGCCACUCCUUCUGCUCAUCCGGCACCGGGCAACCUUACGGACCCACGUUUACAACGGGCGAUGUGAUUGGCUGCUGCGUUAACCUCAUCAACAACACCUGCUUCUACACAAAGAACGGUCACAGCCUAGGUAUCGCCUUCACAGACCUACCACCUAACUUGUACCCGACCGUGGGUCUCCAGACCCCAGGGGAGGUGGUGGAUGCAAACUUCGGCCAGCACCCCUUCGUGUUCGACAUCGAGGACUACAUGCGCGAGUGGAGGACAAAGAUCCAGGCCCAGAUCGACCGCUUCCCCAUUGGAGAGCGUGAGGGCGAGUGGCAGUCCAUGAUCCAGAAGAUGGUGGCUUCCUACCUUGUGCACCACAGCUAUUGUGCCACAGCUGAAGCCUUUGCCAAAUCCACUGACCAGGCCGUUCACGAGGAGCUGGCCUCCAUCAAAAACCGACAGAAGAUCCAGAAGCUGGUGUUGUCAGGUAGAAUGGGCGAGGCCAUCGAAACCACCCAGCAGCUCUACCCCAGCCUCCUGGAGAGGAACCCAGACCUUCUCUUCAUGCUCAAGGUGAGACAGUUCAUAGAGAUGGUGAAUGGGACGGACAGCGAGGUGAGGUGUCUCGGAGGUCGCAGCCCAAAGUCUCAGGACAGUUACCCCGGCUCCCCCCGGCCCUUCAGCAGCCCCAGCCACAAAGCCAGCAGCUCCCAGUCCUACCUCACAGGGUUCGACAGCAACUGCUGUAACGGUGUGACGUCUAAUAAGAGCCACAGCUCCUCCCCUCACAGUCAUAAGCCCUGCCCUCCAGCCUCUGGCUCCAUCCUCCCUGCGUCUGACAUUAGCCUCAACGGGAGCCGCAGCCAACAGCCCAUAACAAGUAACGACGUGGACAUGGAGGUCGACCACUUCACCAAUGGAGUGACAGAAUCGUCCUCCAAUGGUUUCCUCAACGGCAGCUCCAAACACACCGCCGAGCCCGACGACUGCGACGCAGACAUGGAGGUGGAGUCUGCUCAGUCCAAGAGGCAGCUGUGCGGCGGGAGCCAGGCGGCCAUCGAGAGAAUGAUCCAUUUCGGCAGGGAGCUCCAGAGCAUGAGCGAACACCUCCGCCGCGAGUGUGGCAAGAACUCAGCCAACAAGAAGAUGCUCAAGGAUGCGUUCAGCCUGCUUGCCUACUCAGACCCCUGGAACAGCCCCGUCGGCUACCAGCUGGACUCCAUUCAGAGAGAGCCGGUCUGCUCCACUCUCAACAGUGCAAUAUUAGAGACUCACAACCUGCCGAAGCAGCCCCCUCUGGCCCAGGCCGUGGGCCAGGCCGCCCAGUGCCUCGCCAUCAUGGCACGGACUGGCAGCGGCUCCUGCGCCUUUGCCUCUGUGGACGAUUACCUGCACUAGCCCCGUAUAAAUACACGCACACACAUAUAUACAUAUAUAUAUAUACACACACACACAUUCUCUGAAGACCUGUCCAGAAUCGACUCCUUCCACCUCCUCCAUCAGUGUAGUCUUAUUAGCUGAGGAGACGCUCCUCUGCACGAUUAUAAGUAGUAGAAAAUUAACCAUCUCACUCGCUUCCUGUUCAGCUUUUACAGACACGAACACCACAGGGUCAGGAGUCAUUUCUGGGCAGAGCUUUAGAACCGCUAACACACACACACACACACACACACACCACAUACAUUUAAAUAAGCAGACAAACACACACACACACACGCCACUUCCCUUUCCAUCGUAAAUAUUAAAAUAAUGCCUCCACCUUGGUUGGCUUGCAAACCCCCCCACCUCCAGACCAUCGAGGCCGCGUCUGCAUCACUCUGACAGCGGGGUGGGGGGAUGCCAACCAAGAGUAGCCAACUUGAAAAUACUCGGAGAGCCGAACUCGUGUGGAUCCACAGCCCCUGUGUGUACCAUGGGGGGGGGGCGGGGGGGUGGGGCCCUCUAACUGGGGGCGGACAGACUGGCAACCCCUUCCCUUCUCCCCCCUCCUCCCCCGGGUCAAAGAAAAAUGUAAAAACCGGAAAAAACAACAAAAAAAAAAAAAAAAGAAAAAGACGAGUGACCGCCAUGGCUGACCACCCUUUAACGUGGUCCCUGUAAUCCUGGCUUACCAGGCAAACGCGCGCACACACACACAUAUAACACACACGCAAGCAAGCGAACACGGAGGCAAGUGUGACGCUGAAAACAAGGAUUGAAAAAAAAAAUCCAUCUCCUCCACCGAGGCUUGCUGAGUGCUCAAACUCCAGCCAACGCAAAGGCUCCGUUACAGACAGCCUACCCUCCCCUCCACCGACCCCGUCCCCCCUGCCCCCUCAACCCCCCCCCCACUUCCCCCCCUUGCCCUCCACUGACUUCAGGACAUUGGCGGAGAUGUGUGUGACGCAUGUGGACUCGGGACUUCGAAGAAGCCAGAGAGAAUCUACAGUCUCGACUCAACGUUCCCUAUUUUUAAAAAAAAAAAAACUUUUCUUUUUGUUUUUUUUUUUUGUUUUGUUUUUGUUUUUGAUGGGAAAAGUAGGGGGGGGGGGAGUGGGGGAGGCGUGGUUACCUGGCUCUUAUUUUAUUUUUAGUUUUUCCAGGUUUACAAGGCAUGGUGCAGACGACAAUGAUGAUUAUUAUUCUAAUUAUUAUUCUAAUUAUCAUUCUAUUAAUUAUUGUUACUUGCAUUCACAGUAUAUUUGUUGAGCGCCAGCAAGAGCAAGUUCCACCAACUUAUUAUUAUUAUAAUAAAGGUCCCGAUUCCACCGAUUACCAGUGACAAGAGUGUGUACAUGUUAACGUUUAUAUAUGAAUUUAACAAAAUGGAAUUAUAUCAAUAGAGCGAGAUAUUUAGUUAUCAAAUGAAAGGAAAUCAUUGAGAAAAAAAAAAACAAAAAAACAAAAAACAAUCCUUUUAGUUCUUUGUACUGACACCAGUGACUGCUGAAGCGUGCUGGUUGUUCCCAGUCUGUACACGUUUUUUUUUUUUUUUCUAUGUUUCUCCUUUUGUUGACUCCGGGGUUCCUACACAGGUGGAAAGCCGAUUAAAUUUGACCGUUUCCAGGUCUGUAAAAUGUUGGAAAACUGCUCUUCAGUCGUGAAACACUGAGUUUUAGAACUUAAAAAUUGACACAUGGUGGUACUUGAUGUUAAGUAAUGUGUGAGCUUACAUUUGUUGAUUGUCGGCGUCAAACUGAAAAGAUCCUUCUGGACAAAGUCUGGAACUUCUGACAUGGAAACCCUGUUUAGGAACCCUGUGAUGGUCCUUGAUCCUCUUUUUACUUGUUACCCUCCCAGACCCCCCAGCUGCACAGCAGGUUUGAUGCAAACAUUGUUAAUCUUUAUUUUCGUAUCGAUGUCUAUGCUAAUCCUUAACCCACAAAGAACUCAGGAGCCAAAAUGUCCCUUUGUUCCUCCGUUUCGGUUUAGAAUAGUAAAGUCCAACCGAGCGGCGACUGACCCCAGGCCUCGAUUUACAAGUUGUUGUUUUGGUUUUUUUUGUUGUUUUUUUUUUUUUUGGAGUGGCACAGGCUUUUCAGACUCGAACACGGAGCAGAAAACAGAGCUGGUAUAAAGUCGACCUCUAAACAAACUGUGCGUUUAAUUUAAAGUCGAACUUAAAUUCAAACUCUCCUCACUUUUUGUGUAAGGAAAUAAACUAUAAUACUGCA